Messenger RNA from Saccoglossus kowalevskii, 522 nucleotides. RefSeq lists its product as uncharacterized. Gene Ontology annotation, molecular function: zinc ion binding; guanosine deaminase activity. Lineage: Eukaryota; Metazoa; Hemichordata; Enteropneusta; Harrimaniidae. Gene Ontology annotation, biological process: purine nucleoside catabolic process. The record is from RefSeq and is a predicted model, not a curated record.
AUGACUACUGCCAGACAACUCCCUACGGAUGACGAAAAACGACGUUUUAUGAGAAGAGCAGUGGACCUUAGUUAUAUUGGAGCAUUUGAGGAGAAACCUGGCACAACAUGGCCAUUUGCAGCGAUCAUAGUCAAAGCGGGCAAGAUCAUAGAACACGUGAGGGAUACAACAAAGUAUAUUGUGACUGUUGAUCCGACUGCUCAUGCCGAAGUUGUUGCUAUCAGAAAUACAUGUGAUUCCCUGAAAACAUCGAUAUUAUCGGGAUGUGAUAUAUACACCAGUUGUGAACCAUGUAACAUGUGUACUGCUGCCAUCUUGUUAGCAGGAAUAGAGCGUGUUUAUUACGGUGCUACCGUUGAAAAACUCGUUGAAAAACAGUACAUUUCCAUUUCCAGUGAUUUGAAAUUCGAGGUUCUAGUUCAUCCAAGACCCGCAGAAUACUACAACAUCAGAGAGCAUGUCGAUGACUCGAAGAUUUAUGAAAUAUGGCAGAAAUGGUCAUUUAAACAAACAAUCAACUAA